GAUCAGAGAACUUAUCAGUCGCGGCCAAUCAACCUUCCCGUUUCGAUCACACUUCGAUCAGUGAUUUGCCCAUUUGUUAGUGAUUCGCUGGCCGCGAUAGUGUGGAGCAGCAGUUCUGCGUUAGCACCCGUUAGCAGGACUUGUGUGUUGUGUGUUGUGCGACUGGUGAGUGGUCUAGUAACCGUGGCGAACAGUGGAGGAACCUCUUUUAGGACGUUGCGCAGUGGCCAACAAGUGGCCAACAGCAGCAGCAGCAACAGCAACAUCAUCAUGUACUGGUUUCGAUCGAAAAAGCUGAAAGAGCGGUUAGCGCUCGGUUUCGGGGCUUCGCUCGUCCUCUUCACGCUCCUGCUCGUGAUCGAUCUACAGAUGGAUCUGGGGGUAUCCCGGGGCGAGUUCACACCAUCGCACGCCCGGAUACGGUACGCGAACCAGGAGGAUAAGAGUGGCAUCUACAACGAGUUCCAUCGGAGGUACCUCGCGAAAAGUAAUGCAUCCGGUUCGAAGGAGUACCUUACGACGAACCCGCACACACACCGUGGCCACACGGAUACGUCCGGGCCGGGGUAUCCGGCGAAGGCGGCCACAACGGCACCACCACCGCACGAUCGGUUCAAGGAUCUGACGACGCUAGUGGUGGCCCCACGGAACCGGCGUCACCCGGAACCGCACGAAAAGAUCAUCGUAAAGGAGGAUCUGCUGCAGGACGACAUCGACGAAUCGAAUCCGACGCUGGCCGAUCUGCUCGACCUAGCGCCCGGUCCGAACGCGUCCAAUCUCGAGCGCUUCCAGCUACGCAUCUCGAAGCGUGAGCUGUACCGGAAGGGUGACCACCUCGUCAAUGCCGUCGUCGACGAUAUGGUACGGUUACCGAUCAUGCACGUGGUACAGAAGGAAGGUGGCACUCAGCUGAAGCUGAUCAUCGACUAUCCGAACGAUAUCCACGCCCUGUUCAAACCGAUGCGCUUCCCCCGGGAACAGCAGACACUUCCGAAUCAUUUCUACUUCACCGAUUACGAGCGGCAUACGGCCGAGAUUGCGGCCUUCCAUCUCGAUCGGUUGCUCGAUUUCCGGCGAGCGAUGCCAGUGACGGGCCGCAUUUUGAACAUAACGACCGAAAUCUAUCAGAUCGGUGAUGAGGGUCUACUGAAGACGUUCUUCGUGUCACCGUCGAACAAUCUGUGCUUCCACGGGAAGUGUUCGUACUACUGCGAUACGUCGCACGCGAUCUGCGGCAAUCCGGACACGCUCGAGGGUUCAUUCGCCGCGUUCCUGCCAACGCAACCCGACACACAACGGAAGGUGUGGCGGCAUCCGUGGCGCCGUUCGUACCACAAACGCAGGAAGGCCCAAUGGGAGACGGAUGCGGACUACUGCACGAUGGUACGGGACAUUCCACCGUACGACGAGGGUCGCCGGUUGCUCGAUCUGAUGGAUAUGGCCGUGUUCGAUUUCCUGACCGGCAACAUGGAUCGGCAUCACUACGAAACGUUCAAAAUCUUCGGCAACGAAACGUUCCCGAUCCAUCUGGAUCAUGGGCGAGGCUUUGGGCGACCGUUCCACGAUGAACUGUCGAUCCUGGCGCCGGUACUGCAGUGCUGCCUGAUACGGAGCAGCACCCUCGAGACGCUACUCAAGUAUCACAACGGACCGAAGCCACUGUCGGAGGCGAUGAGGGAAUCGAUGGGCACCGAUCCGAUUGCACCGGUCCUGUGGGAACCACAUCUGGUGGCGCUCGAUCGGCGUGUCGCGAUCGUCCUGCAGGCCAUCCGGGAUUGUGUCCGGAAGGCACGGGAUGAGGAAGAUGGACAGCAGCUCGUCGGUGAUGAUGCCGUCGUCGGUGACGGUAGCUCGAACACACUCGAUCGUGACAAUGGCAAACAGCAGCCACCGGGCAAUGGGUUCUACCGAGGAUCCUAGCGGCGACUGGUUGAGAUCGAGCGUCGACGACGGGUCGGUGGGUAUAGGCGGCCACCAGCACCACCACCACCACCACCGCGUAGGACGCUCUACAAGCGGCGGGCGGCGGCCUUCCGCACAAACCCGAUAGGCCCGGCGCUGGGCCGGCUACGGCGUGGUAGCCACACCCUGUACAUAGUCUAGAGGGGGGGACGAAGCAGUCCCAACACCCCCUCCCCCCCCCUUCCAAAGCGCGAGUAGCUGCUGGACACCACACCACAUCGGUGUGCGAUACGAUGCGAGUGUGAGAAUGUGAUCUUCAUCAUCGAGUGGCGGCGGAUCGAGUGAUCAUGGGGAAUAAUCCCCGUGGAUUUAGCAUUAAUAUUAUGACGACGACGCGACGUUGUGACCGCGGCUGGCGGCGCACUAGGUUCCUAAUUCUGUCUCAUGGUUAGCGUAUGUAAACGGAAAGCAACGAAAAGCACCAAGCCAGAUUAUGUUGUGAGCCACAAAGGCAGGCAGGCAGGCAGCGAGUGGACGAGAGAACAGAGACACUGUGAAAGGGUUUGGUCUGUAAGAUCCCGUGGAGCAUCAUUCAUUUCAUGUAGACGCAAAAGACUUCUAAUCAUAUCGAUGACGGUGAGACGCGAGAGAAGGUUGUUGAAAAGAGGGUGGAUGUAAACGUUAAACUUAAAAACAAACCCCCUAAACUGACGAGCUCAUGCCAAACACGCUGUUUGUCACUCUGCCGUUAUCUCUCAUCUCUGCGGAUAGGAUAGGAAGUGUCCGCGAGUGUGUGUGUGUGUGUGUGUGCGUGUGUACAGUGACGGAGAGCGGCGCAAAGGAGCGCAAAUAGGAUUACGAAUAUGUUAAUGCGAGCGCGAAAGCGAUCCUCUAGUGGUAGAGGAUCACCGAACACCACACACACACACACACCGCACACACACCGAACACGCUGUGUGAGGCCAAAGUUUCCCUGUUUAUAGACACACGCUGUUAAGAAUGAAGUCCCCCGGGACAGUGGUUGCCACACUGCUUGGCACAUCCUUCACAUCUGUACUGUUCCCUCUGUUUUCCUCCCGUCAUUCCCCGUCCUUUUCGGUGUUGUGUAUGUAUGUGUGUCGUUGUCUGCGUGUGUGUGUGUGUGUGUGUGUGUAUUUAGGAGAUGUGUUAAGCUGGUGGACCCCGAGAGUCCCGGAAACCGAACGAUCGAAUUUAUUGCGCAACUUUCCCGCCUCUCCCACCGAGGGAGGUGGUACUGUUCCGUUGUUUUCCCUUUACCAUGAGCCCCCUCCCUGUCUCUGUUGUUAAGUUUGAGUUUGAUCGCGUGAUGAUCCGUAAAACGUUUUAAGAUUGUCGGAAUGUGACGACGCUUCGAAGAUAUGGUGUGGUCCGUCUUGGAUAAAUAAUUCGCCAAAAAAACCUCCCACUCCCCACUUCGAAUAGGAUACCCUUACCUGCGCCCUAAAAUGGAUGAUUAUUGUUGGUUUUUGCCUCUCGUAAUCAAUGGGAUGUAACAGUUUGAUCGAUCAUCGAACUGGUCAGCAUAAAUUGUAAAAGAAAAAAAUCUGUGUAACGAGAGGAUACGAUAAACGCUUAACAUUCGGUACGUAACCAGAGACUGCUGAAGAGCGAGAAAGAGAGCGAGAGAUGGUCCCGUACAGGUGAUAAAGGGUUGUUGAAGGUGCGUGAACAUGAAGAGUAAUAAAUCGCUAAUAGAAAUCGCAUUGAAAGCACACUUAGCGAGAGAGUCUCGUUUAACGCCGGCGCCAGCAUCGAUGGUGAGGUGCCAGUGGGGGAGAGGGCCCCACAAAUUAAUCGAUCCGCAGCAUAAACAUUGGCCCCAAACCACCAAGUAAGCACUGUGCAAGUGCAAGGAAUUAAUUGAAAUCAAAGAGCCAACCAAUAAAUGCUGCUAAAUGCGGUGCUGUUGCUGGUGUUGCUGCUCCGGUGAAACAAGGGCAUUUGCGAAGGGGAAAUCGGCGGGGCGCUAGCAGUGAACGCACCACCGUCGAGGCGUCGAGGGUCGAAUUGUCCCGUGGUUUCACUUUAAAAGUCGUUGUACGCUCCGUGAAACUGGCGGAAUGUAGCGCGAGAAAGAGAGAAAGAGACGAGUCAUCAACGAGCACAUAGAAUUGGGAUAAUCACGGUGACGGUGACGCAGCCCAAAGGGGGCGCGCAGGUGUCGCGUUUAAAUGCGGUAUAACGAUAAGCGCGCUAAUCUUAUCAUCACGCUCGUGCGACCGCGAGCUUCUCUCCUGUCCAUUCCUACUCAUGUGUUGUUGGCUACAAGCCACACGAUUCCCCAACGAAUGCUUGACGAAGAUGGUGAUGAUGAUGACGACGAGAUGCCAAAAACGCCACGUCCCAACAAUGUGCGCCGCACAGAAAAAAAAAACAACAACAUAACCACCAUCGGAGUGGUUCACCUGUUCUCCUGUGUUGAUGUGUGAGAACUGUCGGGCCAAGCGCACAUGAUGGCGCACAAACAAAACAAUGGGCUAGAGAGGGCGAUCGAUUACCCCGAAAUUACGUAUCCGAUCCGUUUGCUCCUUGCCCCAGGGAUCGGUAAUCCCACGAUCGGGCGUUUGUAAUGUUAGUUCGCGAUCGAGAAGCGCGCGCGCGCACGUCAUCAGUCGGUGCCAAAAAAACAAACACGCCGUGGUUCCAUCGAGCGUUUGUUGUGCGAUCAAGUGAUCCGUGAGAGAGAGAGCGAGAAAAUUGCAGAGGUGAAAGAGGCCAAUUCACACGACUCAUCAUCGGAACCACCCUUUAUGUUGAACCUUUGAAGAAGAAAAAAAACGGCGAAGAACUGAACUGAUGGACCUGUUUUUGAAUGUUAUCCUUUUGUUGUGCGUAUUGACUUGAUAUUGUUGUUAUAUUGGGUGUGCGCUUGCCUAAGCUGUAACUCCUGUUACCCCAGACCCCUUUCCCUGUUUUGUAUACACUUUCCACGCUAGACCAAUACGUAUGUCGCGGGGACCGUCUGUUGUGGCCAAAAAGAAGCAUAAAGUUUAGGAGCAAGAAGGUAGACGAACCGAAGCAUGCGCGCAACGCAAUAGCUCUUCUUAUCUGUAGACACCCACUGGGCAUGGCGGGGUUCGUGUAUCGCGCCGGUGGAGAACACUUCUGUGAAAAGUCUGUUUGUUACUGUUAGCUAAGGCGAGAAGGAGUGGCGAAGAGAUCAUUAACUUUGAAAAGGGGAUAAUGUGCAGAACUGUAGUGAAGCGGUGAAGUGUUAGAUCGUCGAUGGAGUGGACUUGUAGCAGCAACUACCAUAGGUAAUGAAUACAAAGAUAAGCAAACUGAUCAGCUGUGGUAUCGAUUAUGAUAAUAUUGAUAUGAAAACAAUGAAUAAAACCAUGAAAUUUGAAAUUUAAAAAA
Messenger RNA from Anopheles darlingi, 5283 nucleotides. Its product is annotated as extracellular serine/threonine protein CG31145. Gene Ontology annotation, molecular function: protein serine/threonine kinase activity. The coding region runs from base 271 to 1920 and encodes 549 amino acids. The record is from RefSeq and is a predicted model, not a curated record. The transcript has a single exon. Gene Ontology annotation, biological process: protein phosphorylation. NCBI's taxonomy places the organism in Eukaryota, Metazoa, Arthropoda, Insecta, Diptera, Culicidae. Gene Ontology annotation, cellular component: Golgi apparatus.